ACGCACACGUCACACACACGUGACGUCAGACGCAGCGCGGCGGAGCAGUGUCGUGCUGUUGCUGGUUCUGGUUCUGUUCGGACUCUGCAUCUUUUGUUUGGAUUUAAAAUAAGACGCGCCGUUUACCUCCGAGUGACAAGGCGACAGAUAAGGACACAAAAGUGAUUAAUCUGACUGAAACAAACUACCGAGUGGCGGACAUAAGCGAAAGUUACGCCGACAUGAGUGUGGAGGCGUACGGGCCGAGCUCGCAGACUCUCACCUUUCUGGACACUGAAGAAGCGGAGCUGCUCGGAGCGGACACGCAGGGCUCCGAGUUUGACUUCACCGACUUCACUCUGCCGAGCCAGAGCCAGACAGGACACACACAGGGCCACACGCAGAGCCAGCUGGACGGACAGCUGAACGGUCCGAAUGACGGUCUGCACAAUGGAGGAGUGGAUGACCCUGUGGCCAAAACCACUCAACUGCUGCAAGAACUCAACUUUGAGGAGGAUGAGGAAGACGCUUAUUACACCAAAGACCUGCCCGUGCACGCCUGCAGGUGUUAG
Molecule: messenger RNA, 551 nt
Organism: Periophthalmus magnuspinnatus
Lineage: Eukaryota; Metazoa; Chordata; Actinopteri; Gobiiformes; Gobiidae
Product: putative regulator of nonsense transcripts 1
Exons: 3
Coding region: 222-551 (109 amino acids)
Source: RefSeq, a predicted model, not a curated record